Messenger RNA from Populus euphratica (Euphrates poplar), 869 nucleotides. Its product is annotated as probable LRR receptor-like serine/threonine-protein kinase At3g47570. The record is from RefSeq and is a predicted model, not a curated record. Gene Ontology annotation, biological process: protein phosphorylation. Lineage: Eukaryota; Viridiplantae; Streptophyta; Magnoliopsida; Malpighiales; Salicaceae. Bases 139 to 582 code for a protein of 147 amino acids. Gene Ontology annotation, molecular function: protein kinase activity; ATP binding. The transcript is spliced from 2 exons.
AUAUUCAUACUUGUGGAUUUUCCGUACGGUUUAUUACCGUGUUGGCUUUUGUGAGUGAUAUAUAUCUUUUCAGUCAACCCUUGCCAUUAACAGCAAUCCAGAGAAGAAUUUCAUACUUUGAACUUCUGCGUUCAACAAAUGAAUUUCAUGAGAGUAAUCUGCUGGGCGUUGGAAGUUAUUGCUCUGUGUAUCAAUGUGUUACUAGAUGAGGACGUGGUUGCGCACGGAUGUGAUUUCGGGAUAGCAAAACUCUUUGGUGAAAGCGAAUCCAUUGCACAAACCAAGACCCUUGCCACGAUAGGGUAUAUGGCACCAGAAUAUGGACUGGAUGGUCUUGUGUCCACGAAGAUUGAUGCCUACAGCUUUGGGAUCAUGUUGAUGGAAAUGUUCACGCGAAAAAAGCCUGCUGAUGAAAUGUUUGAGGGAGAAAUGAGCCUAAAGAGAUUGCUGAAAGAAUCCUUGCCUGAUUCCGUAAUUGACAUUGUGGAUAGCAGCAUGCAGAAUAGAAGAGAUGGAUAUUCAGUAAAUAAGGAGCACUGUGUCACAUCUAUAAUGGAAGUUGGCUUUGCAAUGCACUUAUGAAUCACCUGAAGAAAGGAUCAACACUCUCGAUAUUCUGGCAAGGCUUCAGAAGAUCAAAGUGGAGUUCUUGAGAGAACCUGAGAGACGAUUGACAUAAGAAACAUCAACUCCUAGUACCUUCCAGUACCUCACUGCCCAUUCCAUUUUCCGGUUGUGUAAGUUAUAUUUUCUUGUCAAUAAUCUGAACUUUAACAGUUGUAUGACCAUUUGAAGAGGCGUUAAUCCCAACUUUAUUUCAAAAAUACUGCUAUCAGAGCUCCUGUCAAGACCCUCUAACCUAGAAUGGA